Molecule: messenger RNA, 4630 nt
Organism: Chara braunii
Lineage: Eukaryota; Viridiplantae; Streptophyta; Charophyceae; Charales; Characeae
Source: the annotation of a GenBank genome assembly
GCUAUGCCUGGGACCAUGAUGCCCAGACACUAAAUGGUUCUCUCUCGUAUUCCUCACCAUCGGAACCCGUGUAGGGCACAAAGCGAUUACUCUGGCCGUGGCGCUGCUGGCAUGGCUGCGGGAGUGAGCAGUCGGGGAUCCUCUGAAUACAGUGAAGGCCGAGGUGGUCAAGCAGCUGCAGGGCAGUUUGUCAGUAGUGUAUAUGCUGCUGGUGGACGAGGGCAGUCAGACUGUGGUCGAGGGGCUGGUCAGGCAUAUGGCACACAGCUGGCAUAUGGAGCUUCAGGAGCAGGGCGCUCCGUCCCUGUUGUGAGUGGAGCCGCGUAUGGGAGCCAGAAGGCACAAGGAGGUGCUUAUAGCAGCCCAGCAGGAGGGCGUGCCUAUGGGGGUGGUACUCAUAGUGGUGUUCCACAAGGCCAGCAAUACGGAUCUGGUACUCAGCAGAGCGGAUAUGGUGGUGUCGCGUUGCCACCUGGUAGAGACUACUCAGCUAAUCGGAGUGCAGGAAACAAAGACCAAUCUCAUGGAAGCAGCAGGGCCCAGGAAAGUACAAGCCGGUCAAACUUGCUCUCACGUCAUGAUGACCGCAGGGAUGAUCGAAGCACAAGGAGAGACACAGGGAGAGACACAGGGAGAGACACCGGGAGAGAAACAGGGAGAGAUGCAGGGAGAGACUCAGGGAGAGACUCAGGGAGAGACUCAAGGAGAGACACAGGAAGAGACACAGGGAGAGACACAGGGAGAGACACAGGGAGAGACAGAGAUGCUGAUGAGCGAAGAAGAGAUGAUGACAGGCGUCGGGACACUCAUAGAGAUCACCGGGAUGCAAGGGAUAGGAGAGAUGAUGAGCGUCGGAAGAGGGAGAGCCCUCCAAGAGGAGCACGUGAUAGGAAGGAUUCACCACCAAAACGUGAUGACAGGAGUGCAACGAAGGAGUCCCCACGCCGUGAUCUGACACAUAGCUCCAUGGGGGAGCUGCAUUCCCGGUCCACACUGCAGCUGCAGCACGAUCUGAGCCACAACGUGAAGAUACUUGCAGCAGCUGUCAAGGUCGCGGACAACCAGUUGAAACAGCUGGACGCACGCAUUGCUACCUUGGAGGCAAGGCCUCCACAAGCAGCGCCAGGCUGCACGCCAGAUAUGACAGACACAACGAAGCAGCUCAAUGGGCGCAUCGAUCAUGUCGUCAAUCUCAUCGGCGACAUAGGUGUUUUCAAUGGGCCGGACACGAUCAGUAGCUUGGUGGCCGCCAUCAAGACGGACAUCACCAAGCUGCAGACGAAACCAGACGCCACUACGAAGAACUACAAGAUGCCACACUUCGACAUCAGCAAGUUCGACGACCAUAACAAGACGGACGCUUUGGCAUGGUGGCAACGUUUCCUCACGGAAGCAUCAUGCCGCACUGUCCCGGACGACUAUCUGAUGAAGGCGUUAUACUUACAGCUGAUUGGAGGAGCGCAGGCAUGGAUGAACCAUCUGGCGGCUACCCACACAUGCACCAUCGCCGAACUUCACACGCACAUUACGUGGAAGGAUUUCGAGAAGCUAUGGUUCACCCGGUUCAUGGUCCGCAACGUCGUGAAAGCGGCCAUGAACGAGGUGUACACCUGCUCUCAAGGAAGUAUGCCAACUCGAGACAGGACAACCAAGUGGCAGAAGAUAGUGACCACGCCUGGCUUCGAUUUGACUUUUCCUAAUCAACGAUCCGAGUUCUUCUCGCGAUCAUGCGCAGGAUUGCGGUCGGCACUCGGUAACGAGUACGACUAUACCUCGUUCCAGGCUAUCCUGGAUCGCGCAAACCUAGUCAUCCAAACGGACGACAAGGCCGCUAACGAGAAACAAUCCCAGCCGCAUUAUGUGGCUAAGCAGGGCUAUCAACGCCCGACACAUAACAAUGUCGUGAUUUCUGAAGAAACAGACGAUCUCCACGCUGCAGCAGCAUCCUCGAGUGAUGGAGGAAUUGUAGCAGCGCUCCCGCCGAAGCGUCCUAAGAGGGUCCGGAAACCCAAGGCGACACAAGAGACGACAUCGACGAGAACUGGGCAGCAACCAUUUACGUCAUACAAGAUAACCAAGGAAGUAUAUGACCUGCGUCAAUGAAUUCGCGACGCCAUUGCUCGGAAUGACGUCGAGGAGAUGGGCCUUGUAUUCUUGCAUGCUCUCCCCUCGCCGGACGAAUCAGCCGCGUCACCGCCGGACCCACGCAUUUCUCACCUCUUGGACGAAUAUAGAGGCGUCUUCGAGGCUCCCACCGGAACGGUUCCGGAUCGGCCCAUACGUCACGGGAUCACUCUCGAGGUUGGUGCCGUCCCUCCGCGUGGAUGUAUCUACCGCAUGAGCGAAGAGGAACUCGAGGUGCUUCGCGCACAACUCGAUGACCUUCUCGAGAAGGGCUGGAUUCGCUCUAGUUGCUCGCCAUACGGUGCMCCUGUUCUCUUCGUCCGGAAGAAGAACAAAGAUCUACGGUUAUGCAUCGAUUAUCGGAAACUUAACACACAAACCGUAAAGAACGUCGGCCCUCUCCCUCGGAUUGAUGAUCUUCUUGAGCGGUUAGGCGGCGCGACGUACUUCUCAAAGUUGGACUUAAAGUCAGGUUACCACCAGAUUGAAAUCCAGCCUCAAGACCAGUACAAGACCGCGUUCAAGACGCGGUACGGGCAUUUUGAGUGGGUUGUCAUGCCUUUUGGCCUCACCAAUGCCCCCGCGACUUUCCAAGCAGCAAUGACGACCGAGUUUCGCGACUUGCUCGAUCGCAGCGUCCUCAUCUACCUUGAUGACAUCUUGGUUUACAGUAGGACAUUGGACGAGCACAUCGUACACCUUCGCGUUGUUCUGGAUCGUUUGCGACUAGCCAAGUACAAAGCGAAUCUCGACAAGUGCGAAUUCGCCAAGCAAGAGCUUGAGUACUUGGGUCAUUUUGUCACGCCGAAAGGCAUUCGUCCCUUAGCGGACAAGAUCCAAGCCAUCGUGGAUUGGGCGGAACCCCGUUGUACGACGGAUGUAUGCUCUUUCAUGGGUUUGGCUGGAUACUAUCAGCGAUUUGUCGAGUCAUUCUCGAAAGUGGCCGCUCCUUUGUCGAGACUUCAGUCCCCGAAGCAAUUAAAGCCGCCGAAGAUGGGACCUACUGUGUGGAAUGCUAAGGUUAUGUUGAUGAGUGGACUGGACGAGAAUGCGCAGAAAGAGCUGCUCAGUGAUAAGGCUGGCGAUGAGAAGAUAUUGCACCUCCAUAAAUUGAUUGGAUUUGUUGCUCUGCGCAAGGAGAGAGAGCGCAGUGCAAUCAUGAGUGUCGGUGGCACAUGGGACAAGGAGCUAGAUGGUGGGGAUCCUGCGGUCGAUGAUAACGUGCUCAUCAGAACUGCAAUCAGGUGCACAAAGGAGAUGACUCAGGUGGAUCUCAGUGAUUGCACGAGUUGGGCUCGGUUCAUGGAGGUCCAUUAUGAGAGGGCUGCUGAGGAUGGUGGCCCUAGCCACAAGGAGAUCACUGUUAUGUAUAUUCCGGACGUACACAAAUGCUUACCAAGCGUGGAAAGGUGGAAGGAAAUAUGGAAUGAUAAGCAAGAAGCAAAAAGGAGGAGGGAAGCUGAGUCCAAGCGGUUGAUGAUAUACAAGUCGUCAAAGAUGCGGUCAAUGAGCAUCUCCUUAGACGGCCUUCUGGAUUAUGUGGAGGAGGAUCGAGAAGAGUGUACCUUUGAGCUGUCUCUUUUUGCGGAGCUUUUCCAGGAGAUGCUUCAAAGAAAAUUUGGAACGGCCAUAUACAACUCCUUGGUGGCUUUGCGUGAAGGACUUCGUUACAAGAGAACGGAGGAAAGGAAGCGCACUCGAGACAGGAGGGACGAUGGACAACCAGGAGGGGGUAGGAAAAAGACCAAGUUCGACAUUGAGCCAAUGGAUGAGGUUAAAGCUGAUGGGAAAACUGAUAAGACAGGGAAGGCAGAGAAGGACGACAAGACAGAGAAUAGUGGAAAAGCUGACGAGAACCUGGAAGAUGUUGGCACCCAAGAGAAUGGUUCGGUGGGUGCAGAGAAUGCAAAGGAAACAGACAAAAUAAAGGAUACAGAUGUAGAGAUGUCAGACACCGCAAUGGACCUUCAGAAGGAGGAGGAGAAGAAAAAGGAUGAAAAGAAAGAGAGGGAACUCCCACCAAAGGUGGAGACCAGGCAUGUUGUUGAUUAUGAGCUCCAAAAGGCUUAUUACUACUUCGACAGGAACCGAGUUGGGUAUCUCAAGCUGGACGACCUCAGGCGGCUGCUGCACGCCCUCGGAUUAUUUUUGUCACACAGAAAUAUCAAGGUAAGCUCCGAGCAUGACGAUCCUUCACCCCUAAGGGCCUACCCAGUGUAACCCUGUUUCUGUUAUGAUUCUUUUUUUUUUCAAGUGUUUCUCUUAUGAUUCUUUUUUUUUGAAGUUUUUCUCUUCUGAUUCUGUUUUGUCUUCCUGACAAGAGUUUGGUUAGCCUUUGCGCACAGACGACACGCAUAAACUGACAAAUGGUCCAAAAAAAAAAAAAAAAAAAAAAAACUUUAAAAAGAAGAAGAAUAAGAGAGAGACAGCCAUGGUAAUGAGGGUAUGCGCAAUCCUCACAGAUAACUCGUACUUGAACAACAGGGAUAAGGCGUACCAAAAUGCG